Pelmatolapia mariae (spotted tilapia) is the source of this 3722-nucleotide messenger RNA. RefSeq names its product NACHT, LRR and PYD domains-containing protein 12-like. The transcript has 11 exons. NCBI's taxonomy places the organism in Eukaryota, Metazoa, Chordata, Actinopteri, Cichliformes, Cichlidae. Gene Ontology annotation, biological process: intracellular signal transduction. Bases 112 to 3369 code for a protein of 1085 amino acids. The record is from RefSeq and is a predicted model, not a curated record. Gene Ontology annotation, molecular function: protein binding.
AGCUGUGUUUAGGGAGGAGCAGUGAAAGUGAAAGUGUUGAUCCUCCGUUCAGAGCAGCAGGAGGAGGAAGGUGGAACUGAGGCAGACUAACUCCACCCUGACAUCAAGAAGAUGGAGGAAGAGGACGGAGCAGCAUCUGCAGUAUCCAGCUGUGUGUCUGUGAGGAGUGACUGGUCCAAAGACAUACUUCCUCCAGACUUCAGUCAUGAACCUGCACCAACAGUGAACUUCAUUCAUGUUCAGCUGACCAUAGGUCAGAGGUCACAGUCUCCAGUAUCCAGCUGUGUGUCUCUGAGGAGUGACUGUUCCAAAAGCCUACUUCCUCCAGACUUCAGUCAUGAACCUGCACCAACAAUGUUCUUCAUUCAUGGAGCUCAGCUGACCAUAGGGAGGAAGAGGAAGAGGAGUGGUGUUUGUGAGGAGGAACAGCUGUCCUGCUGUGCUUUGUGUCAGGACGUCCUGAAGGAUCCAGUCUCUACCAGCUGUGGACACUGGUUCUGCAGACAGUGCAUCUCCUCAUACUGGGACCAGUCUGCUUCAUCAGGAGACUCCUCCUGUCCCCAGUGUGGAGAAAGAUCCAGAACCAGAGUUGGACUGCAGACAGCCAGUCAGAGCAGCUGUGUACAAACAGAUGUUGGUCUGCAGGAGGUUUUAGAUGAACAUAAGAUCAGUCUGAGGAGGAGAUGUGAAAGUGUGACUGAAGGAAGUGAUGAAACAGGAAGUAGAACCCUCCUCAACAGGAUCUACACUGAGCUCUACAUCACAGAGGGACAGAGUGAAGAGGUUCAUACCCAACAUGAGGUGAGGCAGCUGGAGACAGCUUCCAAGAUGGACGCCCUCCAUGACACUCCAAUCAGGUGCCAGGACAUCUUUAAAGCCUUACCUGACCAACAGAGAUCCAUCAGAGUGGUUCUGACCAACGGCGUCGCUGGUGUUGGAAAAACCUUCUCAGUGCAGAAGUUCACUCUGGACUGGGCAGAGGGCUUAGAAAACCAACACAUCAGUGCGGUGGUUCUGCUUUCAUUCAGGGAGCUGAACUUGGUCAGAGAUGAGCAGUACAGUCUCCUGGAGCUGAUCCAUGUUUUCUAUCCAACAUUACAGAGCGUCACAGCAGAGCAGCUCACUGUGUGUAAUCUUUUGUUCAUCUUUGAUGGACUGGAUGAAAGCAGACUUUCAUUGGAUUUCACCAACAGGAAGCUUGUGUCUGAUGUCACACAGAAGUCAUCAGUCAGUGAGCUGCUGACAAACCUCAUCGAGGGAAAUCUGCUUCCCUCUGCUCUCGUCUGGAUAACUUCCCGACCUGCAGCAGCCAAUCAGAUUCCUCCUACAUGUGUUGACAGGCUAACAGAAGUACGAGGCUUCACUGACGCUCAGAAGGAGGAGUACUUCAGGAGGAGAUUCAGUGAUGAAGAGCUGUCCAGCAGAAUCAUCUCCCACAUGAGGACAUCCAGAAGCCUCCACAUCAUGUGUAGUAUCCCAGUCUUCUGCUGGAUCACUGCUGCAGUUCUGGAGCACAUGUUGACUACAGAGCAGAGAGGAGAGCUGCCCAAGACCCUGACUGACAUGUACUCACACUUCCUGCUGGUUCAGACAAAGAGGAAGAAGAACAAGUACCAUGAGGGACAUGAGAUGAGUCCACAGGAGCUGAUGGAGGCUGACAGGGAAGUUCUUCUGAAGCUGGGGAGGCUGGCGUUUGAACAUCUGGAGAAAGGAAACAUCAUGUUCUACCAAGAAGACUUGGAGCAGUGUGGUCUGGAUGUCACAGAGGCCUCGGUGUACUCAGGAGUUUGUACAGAGAUCUUCAAAAGAGAGUGUGUGAUCUUCCAGAAACCAGUUUACUGCUUUGUUCAUCUGAGCAUUCAGGAGUUUCUGGCUGCAGUCUACAUGUUCCACUGUUACACCAACAGGAAGACAGAUGAGCUGAAGGACUUCCUGGGAAAAACAUGCAAGAAGUCAUCUCUGGAUGAUUUUCUCAAGCAAAUCAUAAAGAAAUCCCUCCAGAGUAAAAAUGGCCUCCUGGACCUGUUUGUUCGCUUCCUUCAUGGCCUCUGUCUGGAGUCCAACCAGAGACUCUUAGGAAGUCUGCUGGGUCAGACAGACAACAGUCCAGAAACCAUCCAGACAGUCAUCAACAACCUGAAGAAGAUGAACAGUUAUAAAAUCUCUCCUGACAGAAGCAUCAACAUCUUCCACUGUCUGAUGGAGAUGAACGACCUCUCAUUAUUUCAGGAGAUCCAAGAGUUCCUGAAGUCAGAGAACAGAUCAGAGAAACUCUCUGAGAUCCAGUGCUCAGCUCUGGCCUUCAUGCUGCAGAUGUCAGAGGAGGUUCUGGAUGAGUUUGACCUGCAGAAGUACAAAACAUCAGCAGAGGGACGACUGAGACUGACUGCAGCUGUGAGGAACUGCAGAAAGGCUGGAUUGUAUAAUUGUGGACUCUCAGAGACUCACUGUGAAGUUGUGGCCUCAGCCCUGAAGUCCAACCCCUCCCAUCUGACAGAGCUGGACAUGAGUAAGAACAACCUGCAGGAUUCAGCAGUGAAGCUUCUGUGUGCUGGACUGGAGAGUCCAAACUGUCAACUGGAGACUCUGAGAUUGAGGGCCUGUGGUUUGUCAGAGAUCAGCUGUGAUUAUCUGGCAGCAGCGCUGAAGUCCAACCCCUCCCAUCUGAGAGAGCUGGACCUGAGUACUGACUCCGAUUCUUGGAACAACAACAAGCUGCAGGAUUCAGGAGUGAAGCAUCUGUGUGGUUUCCUGGAGAGUCCAGGAUGUAAACUUGAAACUCUGAGAUUGAAGGAAUGUGGUUUGUCAGAGAUCAGCUGUGAUUAUCUGGCAGCAGCACUGAAGUCCAACCCCUCCCAUCUGAGAGAGCUGGACCUGAGUAGUGACUCCCGGUUUUUGUUUAACAACAACAACCUGCAGGAUUCAGGAGUGAAGCAUCUGUGUGGUUUCCUGGAGAGUCCAGGAUGUGGACUUGAAACUCUGAGAUUGAGGAACUGUGGUUUGUCAGAGAUCAGCUGUGAUUAUCUGGCAGCAGCGCUAAAGUCCAACCCCUCCCAUCUGAGAGAGCUGGACCUGAGUAGUGAAUACUCCCGGUGGUCAUCUAACAUCAACAACCUGCAGGAUUCAGGAGUGAAGCAUCUGUGUGGUUUCCUGGAGAGUCCAGGAUGUAAACUUGAAACUCUGAGAUUGAGUCGCUGUGAUUUGUCAAAGAUCAGCUGUGAUUAUCUGGCAGCAGCACUGAAGUCCAACCCCUCUCAUCUGAGAGAGCUGGACCUGAGCAGGAGCAACCUGAAGGAUCCAGAUGUGAAGCAGCUGUCUGAUCUUAAGGAGAGUCCAGACUACAGACUGGAGACUCUGGUGAGGAGGUGAUGAUGGUAAACAGGACGGUGUGUGCUGAGAGAGGAGGAGCUGUGUCCUGAUGAUCCAGAGAGGUUGAAGCAGCAGCAGCUUGUGUGUAGAGACGGCGUGACUGGGAGGUGGAGUGGAGAGGAGAGCUUCAUCAGAGAACAGCUCCACUGUCAGACACAAUGUAGAGUCCAGCAUCAUCCCUGUGUGUCCCUCUGGAUCUGACAGAGGAUCAUCAGUGUAUCUGGACUGCUCUGCUGCUGCGCUGUCCUUCUGCAGUCUCUGCACAGUCUCUGUCUGACUCUGUAAAUAUUUUACAACUUGUUGUAAUUACAGAACAUUAAUAUUAUAUUCUAACAUGUGAUCUUAUCUUUAUU